GAAAACAACAACCACACUGAAAACAACAAAACCAACACCAAACACAACAGCGCAUCGCCUUAAAUCGCAGCAAGAAAAGAAGAAAAUAAAUGCAAGCGUUUUAAAAAUAACAACAGCAACGCGUAAGCGCAACAGUAAAGCAUCGUUAGACGCGCAAACAAAAAAUAAAAAUAAUAAAAACAAGCAACAUUGCAGGCAACGCCGCAACAAAGUAGCUGCUACUGUCAAUGUAUUCCAUAAAAUAUUUCCACACUAUCUAACAAAUCACAAAUCAGUGUAUACAAAAACAAAAACAAAUAUAUAUAAUUGCGCCGCACAGUGUUUCGUGUACAACAACAGCAAUAACAACAUAAUAUUCUCAACGCGACAACAUUUUAAGCGGGCAGCGACAAGCAGUUUGAGUCACAACACCAAAAUGGAUAUAGAAUCAGACGACUCGGAACGCUGGGAGGACUUUUUUGGCAGCUCCACAGAAUUGGCACCAUCGCUUUUGGGCAUCUACGACACCUUGACGAGUGCGCUCGAGGCUAGCAACAAAAAUACAAACGAUAACAUUAACAACAAUAAUAAUAGUAACAUAAAUCAGCAGAACAGCAGUGGCGAAAAUAUAAAAAUAAGCGAAAACGGCGACGAGAACGCCUACAGCAUUGACGAGCAUUCUAACGGUAAUGUAAGCAUUGCAAGCAAUCACAGCGACUCACCGACGCUCAGCAAUAAGAGUAGUCGCAGUUCAAGUUUCAGCGCAGAGGAAAAGUUAAGCGCCGAAUAUAGUUUCCAUAUAGGCGGUUACAACAACAACAAUAACAAUAAUUGUAGCGACAGCAACAGUAAUAAGAGUAAUUGUUACGCUGUAGGGGAAGAGCGGCAGCAACCUUCACAUUCGCCUUCACCUGCGCUACCAAAGCGACAGUUAAACGAACAGUCCCCAGAGAUCGGAACUUUUUUGAGUGCUUCUACUGACAGCGGCUUUGGCGGCGGUCGCAACACCACGCUUGCUUUGCUCAACCUCGCCUAUAGCAACAGCCACAACAACAGCUUUCACGGCAUCCACAAUCACAACAUAAAACACACUUACAGUGCGAGUAGUCGCAGUCUCAAUUCGCUCUCAUCGUCGUCCUCGUGCAGUCAACGCAGUAGCAGCAGCGGCAGUGGAAGCGGUAGCGGUAGCGCAUGUCAUAAUAGCCCAACAGGCUCACGCUUGUCGCGCGAAACGCCAUUCGUCCACAGCUCGGGCAGCGGCGGCAGUCUCAACAGCCCCAGCAAACAUCGCAAUCAAAUACGCAUACUGUCACCCAAUGUCCAGCGCAUAAUUACACACUCUGAUGCGGAGCGCGUGGAAACUGUGGACAUAGACGCGCUACAGCAACAACCCACACACUUGACGAGUCCAACACAAUCGCCAGCGCUGCAUCACCGGUACGUGAAAAAAGCGCCACCACCAAGCGCGACUUCAACGCCGAACAGCAUACACAAAGUAAAGCUCUCACAUAUACCGCUCUCUAAGAUUACCGGGAAGUUAACGCAGUCGGGUAGCGAAUUAGUUGAGACCUUCGAUUCCAGUUCCGAGUACUUAGAUGCGCUCAACUUUCACUCGUAUACUGAGGCGAAGCCCGCGCGCGGUCUAAAGAAGCCACCGACGCCGGCUGUAGUUACCAUACCGUGUUUGGAGGGUUCUACUGGCGAUGGUGAGGUUACACCGACUAAUCAAAAUACCUCAGCCGUAAAAACGAACGAUUCCCUUGGUGCUUUCAACUUUAGCGCAAACUACAAGUUAUCACUGCCGAAUUAUGAACGCCAAGAAAGUAUUAAACUAAUUGAAAUGGAGCAAUUGGCCACCACAUCGCAAAUGUUAACUGCCGCAUGUGCACCGCCGCCACCAACCAGCUUGCCACUGGCGGUGGAACACCAACAAAAUCACAAUCACAAUAAUAAUAAUAUAAACAACAAUAAUAAUAUCUCUAGCGCGCUCAAUACACCACCACCAAUACCAUCCAAAGAGUUUAUCGCCACUGCACCUUUGUCACCCUCUGAUUUUGUAGAGACUUUGAACUAUCCGCUAAUCACAAAAGACCUCGCAUCCCUUACACUCAAUGAAAAGGACAGCAUGAACUCAUCCAUGACAAGCGUUGAACUCAUCGAAGCUAUUAAUAAGCCAGUGAUCUCUAAACCUUUAGUGCGCAGCUCGUCGGCAGCCUGUGCCUCAACUGUGUCCGGUUCACCGAUGCUCACCUAUGCGCGCUCUAAAAGCUUGGCAGCGAAGGCCAAUACUUUGGGCGGUGCAGUACCAAUAAAAUUGCCCACUGCACAGCAGUUGGAAGAGCUUGAGGAGGCGAGCAAAAUGUCGGCGGAGAGCUUAGAUCGCCUAACUGAUAUUAAGUCAAAGUUUUCGCCAAAAGAGUCACGCAAAGGUGGUCCAAUGCUGCCAGAGAUUGCCAAACUCAAACAUCGUCCGCUUUCUUCGUCUUCCAUUUGCUCAACAUCGUCUAGUUCUAGUUCCGGUUCGGAUCAUCUGAAUGGCAAGCUGGCCACAUCGUAUUUGGCGAGUGUUGAGAGUCUGGCCGAUCAAAGUGAGAAUGAACUUAUGGAUCCGCAUAGUGGUAUGACAGUUUUAGAGCGCGCUAUGCUAGAGAUAGUCGACUCUGAACGCAGUUUUGUGGAGGACUUGGGGCAGGUCAUAAAAGGUUAUCUAUCGGAUUGGAGGGAACGUGCCUGCCUACGUUAUGACGAACUGAAAAUACUCUUCUCAAAUAUUGAAGAGAUUUAUGAGUUCAACUCGACGCUCCUGAAGCAGUUAAUCAACUCUGGUAUGGACCCAGGAAAAAUAGCGAAAUGUUUUAUAGAAUUGCGCGAAAGAUUUGAUGUAUACACAACAUAUUGUACAAGUUAUCCUGAAGCCAUAUCACUGCUGACCAAACUGUUACAGGCCACACACACCAACGCACUGCUGACGUCCACACAAAAAAUGUUGCAACACAAAUUGCCACUCGGCUCAUAUUUGCUGAAGCCGGUGCAACGUAUACUUAAAUAUCAUCUGCUAUUGGACAACCUUCGUAAGCAUUGCGAUGUGAAGGAAGUGUUGCAAGCCUACGAAAUCAUGCGGCAAGUGGCGCGUAAUAUCGAUCAGGUGAAGCGUAAGUUGGAGCAACAAAUAAGAGUUAAAGAACUAUCUGGUAUAUUGGACGGUUGGUUGGGACCAGAACUCACCGUUUUGGGCGAACUCCGCCAAGAGGGUCUCCUCAUGGAACACAAUAAGCCACGCAUGGUCUUCCUUUUCGACACGAUGCUGAUCAUUACUAAGUCCAAAGAGGAUAAUCGUCUGCAAUUCAAGAGUUACAUACACCAAAAUAAUCUAAUGCUAAGCGAACAUUUACCCGGCGAACCGACGAGCUUUUAUGUAAUACCCUACCAUGAGCCGCGUAAUCAAAUCAAAUUGACAGCCAAAAAUCGUGACCAGAAACGUCUCUGGGCGCAACACAUUAAAGGAGUCAUACUCGAGAAAUUCGACAACAUACCAAAUCGCGCCAAGGAGUUGGUCUACAAGUUGGGCGAUGAGGAAGACCGCACACCGGACAAGAAUACCUGGAAGUGGAGUCUGCACUCGACUUCGACAACGCCCGUUUACUUGGAGCGACGCAAUCAGUACCGACGCAGCGAGAUACGCAAAUGUUCGAAAUUCAAACGGAAGACCGUCACCAAUUCCACAUCCUUUGAUAGCUUCAAUGAACUCGCCGAAAACGCAGCACGUGAAAUACCAACAACUACAACAACUGAAAAUGAGUUAGCGGUAGCGAAAGAGGGCAAACCGCUGGCACGCACCAACAGCAUCGAUGAUAACAUGUUGCCUGCGUUGCAUAAACUCGCCGCGGUCAUUAAGAAUAAAGGCAAAGCCGAUGAGGCAAGCGCUGUGAAGUCUGAUAACACGGAUAGCGGCAGCGGCAAGGAGGUGAAACAAAAUGCCACUGCGAAGGAGGAGCUGACCAGCUGCAUAAUGCGUGAUCAACGACGCAGCGCAUGCGCUUCGCCCAAGUCACCGCUGUUCGGUUUGAAGGCGCUGAAGGAGCGCAGCAAGUCGGUGCCGCGCAUUAGUUUCCAGUGUGAAGAUUUAGAUGAGGAGAACGAGUCGCUGCACGGUAGCAAUACGAAUCUCGAUGCGCGCAAAUCCAAAUCAAGCAAGUCAAUUGAGGUGAAGCAAUACAACCACAAGACGAUACCCAAACGCAUUGCCACGUUGAAGAAGCAACGCACUGGCAAAACAAAGGAAACCUCCAAGUUCUACAUGGAUUUGAGUGAAUUCGAUGAUGCGCCCAAAACUGAGCUAAAGAUAACCGAGUCGACAGAAAAUCUAUUAGAAGAGAAACAAGCGGUUGGCAACAGUAGCGCACAGAAAGAUGCAAAGACGGUUACGCAGAAUCUUGAUAGCAUACAAAUGCAGCUGGAGAAGCAAUGCGAGGAGCUGUUGACAACGUUGAAGAAGAAGGACGCAGAUAUAAUAUUGGAUCUAUUGAAACAGAAUAAGGAGUUCGAGCGCAUAGUGAAGAAGAAGCAGCAACGCAAACGCUCAGAGCAGGGUGGUAGCGGUGGUAGUGGCAGCGGUAGCGCGCCGGGCAGUCCUGAGUCGCCAGACUAUCCGCUGCUCAAUGAGUUGCCGCCGCGCCCGCCAUCGCGCUCACCGCCGCCACUCGAAUCUGAGUGUGAGCCAGCUGCUAACGAUACGCGCCAAGCCACGCCAGACGAAGAAGACGAUGUGGAGCCUAUUUACGAGUCACUGCUGCGCAAUGUACACGUGCCGUAUAAAUUCUCGCCGGUGCUAGGUCGUUCAGUAUCAACGCAGCAGUGCAAGACACGCGAGCGCAAAUCACCACCAACGCCGCGUCCAGAAUCGGAUUAUGUCACACUAGUUUACUCGCCAGAAGGCGCGCUGCAAAAAGUUGGCAACGAAAUGCUGGCAGAGCGUGCUAGCAGCGGUGAGGCGCAACUGCGUCGCGAACCAAUUGAAGUGCCGCCGCUGGAUCAACGCGACAGCUCUGGCUCUUCCACGUCUUCCUCGACCUGCACGCUUAAACGCGACAGUCAGAAUACAGUCAUCAAUGUUGAGUGCGCUUCAGCUAGCAAUAUUUCAAUGAUCUCCAACAACACCAGCAAUUCGCACAGUGAAGCUAUCUACGCGCGCCCAAUACCAAAGAAUUUAAUGAAGCGUUUAUUUAGCACCAGCACACACACCGCCAUCGGCAUGGGCAGCAAAUCGUCGCAUGAGAAUAUAUCCUCAUCGCACAAUUCUUUAUUGCCGCGUGCGCGCAAAUCCAUCGAUAAUAUCGCGCUCAGUUUUGGACGCUCCAACAAACCGCCUGAGCGACGCGUCUCCGACGUAACUGAAAUGUGUCGUCAAAGCAUACUGCACCGUCAGGGCAGUGAAGCGGUGGGCGAGCGCAUGGCACACGUGGAUUACGCCGAUCCGCGUACACUCUUCACCGUCAAUGUCAACACCAGCUCCGAUGCAUCGCUGCAACGCGAUUCCGUCUUCUCGCUCACCUCCUCCAAUGAUAGCGUUUGCGACCAGAAGCGCGCCGCCAGCUCAACGCUAAGCAGCGAUGCCAGCAACUCUGAUUUCGUGUAUGAAGACAACGUGGAGGCUUGUCUGGAGAAUGACUUCCGUGACUCGGCCAUUUAUAGUGAUGAUAAUGAGAAGCGCGCGGAUUAUGAGUCCAGCGACGGCAUUAAGCGUCCGAGCAGUCCACCACCGCCACCUCCACCAGCGCGCAAUCGCAGCAACCCCGAGGUGCCGCCCAAGCCAACUGGCAUACCGCGCGUCAACAUCAGUAAAGUGGCGUCGCCGCGCAAGGAAUUGCCAGCGCCGUCACCCUUAAUUGGCGCCGAGGCGCAAUGCUUUGCUGGCAAGCCUGCGCAUGUUGUCAUCUGCCCGCCGCACAUGAGCGCGGCGGCGUCGCGUAGUUGGGUGCUGCAGCAAAUCGAUAAUUUUAAUAAGUAAGGCGGCGCGGUGCGUGCGCUGUACUUACAUUUUGUAGACUUGCGCGCUUUGUUUGCCAUAAAUAGUUGAACGACAGAUUCUUAGUGCUUUACGCGCAUGCACAUAUUUCACAUACAUACAUACAUAAAUAACCAUAGCACUUACAUUUUUCCAUACAAAAAUAUAUCUACUUAAAAUAUUAAAAUACAAAAUUAUAUUUAAUAACAAAAAAUAUUUUUACUUUGUUGACUGUUGAACGCCAAUAUGCUUACAGUAUAUUUCUAAUGCCUACUUAAUUAUUAUAUAUUAAAAAAAAUAUAUUUUUAUGAAAAUUAUAUAUUAUAUAUUUACACUCGCUCGCAUUUGUACAUUUCGUAUAUUAAGUUAUUUUAAUGCAGACAUUUAAGUAUCUUAUUUAACUUUAAGCAGCGGCUUUGCGGCGUCUAUUGUGCAUUAAUAUUCGGUAGAACAUACAUAUAUGUAUAUAUAUGUGUAUGUAUAUUUAUGCCAUUUUAGAUUUUUUGAUUUUUCUGUUUCGUGUUUUUAUGAAACACAUAAUUUUCCAGCGCUUUUUAGUGGAAAAAAAUUAAAAAUUAUUAAUUAUUAUUGUAUUGAAACGAAAAUUAAAAAAAAAAUAAAACAAAAAUUAUAUAAAAAUAACAAAAAAUCUAUAAAAAUAACUAGAAACAUAUAUAAGAUAUCGAAAUCGAUCGCAUCACGGUAGUCUGUCUGCCCACAUUUAAUGCAACGUUAGCGAAAAAAUGUUUGGCGCGCACAUUUUUACAGUAUAUACACGUACAUAUAUGUAUAUGAACUACUCAAUUUAUUAUGUAAUAUUUAAAAUGUAAUACGAAAUGUCGAUUAUACUGAAGUUUAUGCAUUUUUAAGAAGUUUUGUAAUUCCGAUGAAACUUAAAUAUUUAUAAACAUAUUUAGCGAAUUGUUCAAAA
Bactrocera tryoni is the source of this 6914-nucleotide messenger RNA. It is a transcript of the gene GEFmeso, whose product is annotated as rhoGEF domain-containing protein gxcJ. The transcript is spliced from 8 exons. The record is from RefSeq and is a predicted model, not a curated record. Lineage: Eukaryota; Metazoa; Arthropoda; Insecta; Diptera; Tephritidae. Gene Ontology annotation, molecular function: guanyl-nucleotide exchange factor activity. The coding region runs from base 416 to 5986 and encodes 1856 amino acids.